Molecule: messenger RNA, 444 nt
Organism: Malaya genurostris
Lineage: Eukaryota; Metazoa; Arthropoda; Insecta; Diptera; Culicidae
Product: adult cuticle protein 1-like
Exons: 2
Coding region: 1-444 (147 amino acids)
Source: RefSeq, a predicted model, not a curated record
AUGAAGUGCAUCGCUGUAGUCAUGAUGGCCUUGGCCGUUGUUGCUUCGGGAGCCUCCGUCGCCUAUUCCGUUGUCCAGCAGAAUGUCAGUCCUCAGCUGGUGGCCUCGCUUCCAGUGACUAGCUAUGCUGCGUCUCCAAUCGCUUACUCCGUUGCUGGCCCCACUUUCGUUCAGGCUAACGUUGUUCCAAGGUAUGUGUCUCCGGUGGCUUACGCUGCCGCACCAGCAUUGACGUACAGCACCGUUGAUAGCACGGUUGUUGAAGCUGCACCAGUCGUUGCCCAGGCUACCGCCGUUGUUGCCCAGCCUGCUGUUGCCGUUGUCGCUCAACCGGAAGCACGUUACCUAGCUGCCAACCCGGGAGCUGUUCAUGAUGCUCCUCUUCCAGGGCACACCGUCUCGCAGCAAUCGCUCAAUCUGGAGGCUGCUCCCGGAACCGCUUAA